AUGUUUUCAGAAUCUUCGACAUAUUCCUCUAAUUAUGAGCUGGUGCCAUCAGGAGCUUUUGUUGGCGGACACGACUGUAAUGGCACUCCCAUCUAUGUGGGUCGUUCAUCGCACAGAGAAGAUAAUCUACCCAGCAAAGAUUGCGCUUAUGUUUGCUGGCGCGGUGAGGAAAUCAAGAAAAAACAAUAUGAAGUGCUGGUUGGUGAUGGCUAUAAAUGGGUCACUUCCUACGGUGGYUCGAUGCCACGCAACGUUGUACUCGGUGGAACCACACGAUAUGGUGAGCCAUUAUACAUAGGUCGAUGCGCUUACUACAACAGUUUAACCGUUGGUAAAAUACAUCCAUCACAUGGCUGUUUGUACAUACCGUUUGGUGGUAAAGAAUUGCGUUUUCAUUUAUAUGAAGUGCUGAUCAGGAAGRCCGAUCGUCGUGUGGAUUAA
Bactrocera latifrons is the source of this 441-nucleotide messenger RNA. Its product is annotated as natterin-1-like. The transcript has a single exon. The coding region runs from base 1 to 441 and encodes 146 amino acids. NCBI's taxonomy places the organism in Eukaryota, Metazoa, Arthropoda, Insecta, Diptera, Tephritidae. The record is from RefSeq and is a predicted model, not a curated record.